Leishmania braziliensis MHOM/BR/75/M2904 is the source of this 753-nucleotide messenger RNA. RefSeq lists its product as hypothetical. The transcript has a single exon. The record is from RefSeq and is a predicted model, not a curated record. Bases 1 to 753 code for a protein of 250 amino acids. Lineage: Eukaryota; Euglenozoa; Kinetoplastea; Trypanosomatida; Trypanosomatidae.
AUGCGUCGUCGUUGUUUGCUUGUGGACACUAUCCGACUGCUGGACUUUUCCGGUAUGGAGGUGGUCCUACUGAGGUGCCCACAGUUUUACGCAAAGGAGAACUUGAUGACCGUCUUUCCAGAGGCAGAGCGGCGCGCACAAUUCAUUCGAGCAGCACAAGCAAACAGGGAGUCAUCGGAAGCGAAUUACUAUCUCCUCUACACAUUUCAGUCAGCUGACUUUAUUCGUAGUGAGGACCUCGCUACGUUGGAUGGCGAUGAGUCGCAGGACCUGACAGGCGCGGAUGAUGAGGCGACAACUGGAAAGUCGUCGACAGCGCCUUCGCCGGUGUGCCCGAGGUUGAAGACGGAGGACAACUUCUCAGAGCUCAUCCGAAUCUCUCCUACCUCGGUGGAAUGGAAAGAUCGCAGUCGCGAACGUUUUUUUAGCUUCAUGGCUGCCGCACGGGCGCGGUUGGAGAAGUAUUUCGGUAGCGCAAACGAAUCAUCCUCAUGCUUCUUCAUGGACUGGCCGGACCCGGCGACGGGGCUGCCAAUCUGCACGGAGCGCGGGAGCACCAUCUUCAGCGACGCCGACGCGAUUCAGCAGUUCUUCUCAUUUAACAGUGUUCUCAUUGCUGGCCCUGGUGGAGGCUGCCGAAUGAUUGAGCAUCCGCGAUUCGGUCUCAACGUCUACCCGGCGGUCGGUGUCCUUGUUGUGCCACGAGACGCUGAGGGGUCGUUGUGUGAGGUGAUCCGAAGCUUCGCAACGUGA